AUGCCACUCGACACCCUCUCCACCUACGCUCAAACCCACCUCCGCAUCGACGGCCGCCGCUGGAACGAGCUCCGCCUCCUCACCUGCGCCGUCUCCACGCAGCCCUCCUCCGAUGGCUCCUCCCUCUUCACCAUGGGCAACACCAUGGUUGUCUGCACCGUCACCGGCCCCCGCGAAUCCAGUCGGGGCGCCAGCCGCGACAAUACACAAUCUACUGUCGAGACCGAGAUCACGAUUGCACCGUUUGCGACGACCGAUAGGCGGAAACGCCCGCGCAACGACAAACGCCUCCUCGAGCUGCAGACCACAAUCAGCAGUGCUUUCCAAGCACACCUCUACACGCACAUCUACCCGCGCUCCACCAUCUCGAUCGCACUACACGUUCUGAGCCUAGACGGCAGCUUACUAGCAGCAUGUCUCAACGCCGCCUCCUUAGCACUGGUUGACGCGGGGAUCCCAAUGCCGAGCGUGCUGAGUGCGGUGACGAGUGGGGUUAUUGUUGAUCCGGACAGGGACGAUGCGACGGCAGAGGGAGUGCUCGACUUGAAUAAUGCGGAGGAAAAUGAACUGCCUUUCUUGACGGUGGGGACGGUCAAGGCUGUUGAUGAUGGGGACGGCGGAGAGGACAAAGUGAGCGUGUGUAUGAUGGAGACUAGGGUGCCGGGAAGUAGGCUGGAGCUGAUGCUGGCGACGGCGGUGGAUGGUUGUCGGGUCGUGAGAGGCCGAAUGGAGGCUGAGGUUCGGCAGCAGGGGAUAAAAGUGUUGAAGGGCCAGAGUGGCUGA
Cyphellophora attinorum is the source of this 783-nucleotide messenger RNA. RefSeq names its product Exosome complex component SKI6. Gene Ontology annotation, cellular component: nucleolus; cytoplasmic exosome (RNase complex); nuclear exosome (RNase complex). The record is from RefSeq and is a predicted model, not a curated record. Gene Ontology annotation, biological process: nuclear mRNA surveillance; U4 snRNA 3'-end processing; poly(A)-dependent snoRNA 3'-end processing. The transcript has a single exon. The coding region runs from base 1 to 783 and encodes 260 amino acids. NCBI's taxonomy places the organism in Eukaryota, Fungi, Ascomycota, Eurotiomycetes, Chaetothyriales, Cyphellophoraceae.